AUGUCGAUUGGCCACAGAGCAAGAUCUUAUUUCCUGGGAAAUGGAAAAACGGUUGAUUAUCAGAAGUUAAUGAACAACCACAAUGAUGCUUUCUUAGCUGGAAGCGCGUUUCCUGAUGCCUUUUACAGUAAUUUGUGUAAAGAAGGUAACUACAGCCAAAUAUCAGAGGACACUCAUUGGACACCUUUUAUCACCGCCUCAGUUAACUACAUCAGGAACAAGUAUCAACAACCAUGGAACGAGGCAACAGAAAAGCUUGUAGUUUUUAUUCUUGGAAUUAUGUCUCAUCAAGUGUCAGACGUGGUGUGGCAUAGUCUAGGAAUUGAACAGGGAUUCAUUCCAACUUUAGCUGCUGUAGAUUUUCAUGGAAACUAUUCCGUGGCCCAUGAAGCAGCAGAUUUGGGCGGUGAUGUAAUAUCAGUGUGGGACAUGGAAGUAUUUGAUGACCUUGACCCUACACAGGACUGGUACGUUCCAACUGAUGACUUAUUCAACAUAUAUCAACAAUAUUAUAGCAGUGUAAAGAUAGACAAAGAUACAAUUGACUCCUGUUCAACACUGAUUGUUCUAGCUAGACGAUCAGAGAAACAGGAGACCAGGAAAAACCAAGAUAGCAAUGAUCCACGUACUGGUAUUUAUGCAGUUAACAGUUCAUAUGCCAAACUUGGAUGGUCUCUAGAGACGGGAGACAUGGAUGGAGAUGGUUUUGAAGAUUUAAUCAUUGGUGCUCCAGGAUAUAGUGUACAGGGGAGUGUGCAGGAAGGCAGAGUUUACAUCAUCUAUGGAAAUGAUUCUGAUUCUGGUGGAUUUGAUUAUUAUGGAAUAAACCUGGAUGUUAAUUCUCGAUUUAAUCCCAUUCAUGAUCACAUUACAACGAUACAUGGAUAUCACAACAAACAAUCCAGAUUUGGAUCAGGCCUGGCUGUUUUGGAUAUAAACCUUGAUGGCAUAUUAGAUAUAGCUGUAGGAUCACCUGCAUAUUGGAUCGAUAGCCCAUUGGAGUAUAAGGGAUUAAUUUCAAUUUAUCUCGGAAAAAAGACCAGAAUGUAUGAAGAAGUUGACAUUGUAAUAACAUGUCAGAGUCAGUAUUGUAACCUUGGAUACAACCUUGAAUCUGGUGACAUUGAUGGCGACGGACAUGAUGAUCUCAUUUUUGGUCUACCAUUUUAUACAGAUAAAUAUAAUCAGAGUGGACUUGUGGCUGCAAUGAUGGCCAGCAAAGAUGUUCCAGUACACAAGACCGUUGCAUUUGAAGAUAUAAAAUGGAGGCAGAUUCUAGAUAAAGAGGUCAGAACAAAAGCCCAUGAAUCUGCUGGCUACAGCUUAGACUUUGGAUAUUUAUAUGACACAGCGACAAUGAUUUUAGCAGUAGCAUUUCCUGGAAUGACUGUUGAGGGAUCAUAUCUAACACUGCCUGUCAAUUUAACACGUGCUGGUGUUGUUAUACUUUAUAAUAUGACAGGCACGACACCUGUUGAAGUUGCUAGAUUUGAGGGUAACAGUAGAUAUGGUGGAUUCGGUACACUUGUUAUGAUUGAAGAUGUGAAUGGAGACGGUACUGAUGAUUUGUUGAUAGGAGAACCGUCCCGGAACAGCAACAAAGCGGAAAUUAUCAAUGAUGUAGAUGGACUGGUGUAUGUUUACUAUGGAGGGAAAAACUUUCCAAAAGGGGAUGCAACAAGGGUGCAUUGUGGCUUGACAAAACCUUGUCCACAGAAAACAGUAAGCACUUGCAUUCUCCAUAUAGACUGCUAA
Molecule: messenger RNA, 1755 nt
Organism: Mytilus californianus (California mussel)
Lineage: Eukaryota; Metazoa; Mollusca; Bivalvia; Mytilida; Mytilidae
Product: phosphatidylinositol-glycan-specific phospholipase D-like
Exons: 18
Coding region: 1-1755 (584 amino acids)
Cellular component (GO): extracellular region; extracellular matrix
Molecular function (GO): GPI anchor phospholipase D activity
Source: RefSeq, a predicted model, not a curated record